UUCUUCUGUCACAGGUUUGUAGAUGGCUGGAUCAAGGGGAAGAUGAUGGUAAAAUAGUCAGAGAACUAUAUGCCAGGGAUAACAAUAUCUUCUCUGCGAGGCAGAAGCUAGAACUUCAGAGAAAAAAAACAUGGGCUGCAGAGAGCUGGAAAUUUAUGAAAGGAAAUACUCUUCAGUUCUACAGCAGGCUGACUAGGGGCUUUGUUCGUCUGCAUCCAGAUGGCACAGUUGAUGCUAAUGGAGAAAAGACAGAUAAAUAUGGUUUUUUUGAUGUUAUUUUCAACAAAGGAAAUAUAUGCAUUUUUCAAAGUCAUGAGAUGAGACAUCUUUUUCUUGCUCUUGAUAAUGGCUCUGUCACUGGAAUGGCUGGUGGUGGAGCCCCCACUGAGUUUCGGGUGCUUUAUCAGCCCAGCCGCUCUGCACUUCUUGAGUCAGUACUGGUUCCUGGUCACAUAGUGAGCUUUAAUCGUCAUGGCAGAAUAGCUGAUGAGUCAUCAGCAGGCUAUGCAGACCUUUCAAAAGAAUUUGUAAUUUUUGUCAAGGGAGUGUUCCACAACAGUGCUGUGGUUCUACUUGCUACGAGCCUGUGUCAGGCCCUGUGUCUACAGCCUGAUGGGACCUGCACUGGAUCAGGAAACCAGUCUGAAAAAUCUUACUGGAAAGUACAUAAAAUCAGCUCUGGGAUUUGCAUGUUUGAAAGUGUGAAAAAUGCACGGAUGUACCUAAGGAUUAAGGAUGGCCAGUGUGAUGGAGCAGGUACUGGAGAUAUUGACUGUCAUUUUAAAAUUAAGAAGAACUUGGAAAAUGCAUCUAUAAGCCUGGAAUCUACAAAAAGUCCUGGGUUGUUUGUUGGACUUCAACCAGAUGGACAAGCAAAGCCAGUCAUUUACACCAAGGAUGAGAAUAUUUGCUUCUAUCCACAAGUCAUUCAAUUUGGCAGAGAAAAGCCAAUGGGAAUGUCUGCAACAUCCAGUCAAGGGGGAAAAAAGAUCCAAGAGUCAGAAAACCAUAAAGAAUCACCAGAAGAAUCUGAGGCUAGCAGUCUCUUACUCUCUGCAGCUGCAAAAGAAAUCAGACAUUCCCACAGCAGUGAAAAUCUUCUGUCAGAAGAUGAAUGGAAGGUGUUAGUGCUGACAGGAAAUACAGGAACUCAGGCCAAUGUCACACUCUGGGUAUAUGGAGAUGAAGGAGUCACUGGACCAGUAAGUCUUAGCAAGGAUAGCCCAGAGCAGCUCUUCCUUCCAAGACAGGAGGAUGAAUUUCAGGUUGAAAUAAGAAACAUUGGAGAGAUAUAUAAGAUAAGGAUAGGACACGAUGGAACUGGUGGACGACCUGAGUGGAACUUACAGAGGGUAACCAUGCAGCAUAUAAAGAGCAAGAAGAUCUUAGAUUUUGUAGCAAAUGCAUGGCUGUCUCAGAUCCAAGCAGAUGGAGAUCUUGUUUGUGAGCUUCCUGUAAUCAAAGAAGGACAACCUGUUUUUCCCGUAGUGAGAUACCAUGUUGAUGUCUACACUGGACAGCUGAAACGAGCAGAAACAGACUCAGAGGUCUCUCUCUGUCUCUAUGGGGAGAGGGGAGAUUCUGGCCUUAGGUUGCUGCACAAAUCUAACAUGCCAGUAAGAUUCCGAAGAGGACAGAUUGAUAAAUUUGAAGUAGAAGCAGUGUCACUUGGAAAACUGCAGAAGGCGCUGUUGCACUGUGAGGCCAGUGAUGAAUCACAGUACUGGUACUGUGAAAAGGUUGUAGUCAGAGAGCCCAGCACAGGCUCAGAGUCCACCUUCACCUGUGAAAGGUGGAUUCCCUUUAUGUCACAAGGAAUAAUUUAUUCAGAAAUUGAACUUUAUCUUCAAGAAAUGCAAAUAAAUCAUCAAGAGGAAGCAAAUGACGGGGACUGGAAGGUGACUGUUGCCACUAGGGAUCUUGAAAAUGCUGGCACCACGGCAACAGUAUUCCUUUGUGUCUAUGGAGAAACAAGAUGUUCAGGUCCUAUUAUUUUGGGGUCUGGAAAACACCAGCUGUUUAACCCUAACAGUGCAGAUACAUUCAAGGACUUGGAGGAUGUCAUGCUACUGCUUUUUGGACUUCAUAGUUUCAGAUGUCACCUAUAGAAGAUUAAUCUUAAAGGAAUUGGUGAAAUUUAUAAGAUACGGAUUGGCCAUGACAACAGCGGGAAGGACCCCAAGUGGUAUCUGGAUGAAGUUAGACUUGAAAAUAUGGCCACACUUGAGCUGUUUUGUUUAACUGUUGAUUCCUGGAUAGCUGACGAUGAAAAUGAUGGUGAUGUAUGGAAAGAAAUCUCCAUUGUGACUACUAAUAAAGCACCAUUGCCAGGUGUUU
Heterocephalus glaber (naked mole-rat) is the source of this 2337-nucleotide messenger RNA. Lineage: Eukaryota; Metazoa; Chordata; Mammalia; Rodentia; Bathyergidae. The record is from RefSeq and is a predicted model, not a curated record.